AACACACCCACUCCCUUGUCAUAAAACCCAGCAGUGCCCGUGGGUUUCUCCUUGCCGUCUUCAUUUUUUCCUGUGUUCAUCUCUGGGACCUGAAUCAAACCCGCCUAAGCUUUGGCAUCUUUAUUGCUUUGUUUCCAAGCAUCCCUUUCAUACUACAAUGGCAGCAGUGGGAUCUCGUGGAACGAUUCCUGAAGCCUCCCCCUUCAAACCUGAGGAGGAUGUCGAGAAGCUCAGGUCUGCCAUGAAAGGAGCAGGCACCAACGAGGCAACCGUCAUUGAGGUCCUGGCUCAUCGCACUAUUGCACAGAGGCAACGCAUCAAGGAAGCUUACAAGCAGUCUAUUGGGAAGGACUUGAAGGAUGACUUGAUAGGAGAAUUGACUGGGAACUUUGAGAAGGUGGUGGUUGGUCUCUUGAUGACUGCACCAGAGUAUGAUGCCUAUGAGCUUCACAAUGCCAUUCAGGGUGCAGGAACUGAAGAGGCUGCUCUUAUUGACAUCCUAGCCUCUAGAUCCAGUGAAGAAGUCAGGGCAAUCAACAACUAUUACAAAAAGAAGUUUGACAAGAGCCUGGAGGACGACAUCUCUAGUGACACCUCUGGCAUGUUCAAGAGGGUUCUGGUCUCUCUGACCACGGCCGGGCGUGAUACGACUGACUCUGUGAAUGACGCUGGGGCAGCUCAGGAUGCCAAGGAGAUCUUCGAGGCAGGAGAAGCACGUUGGGGCACAGACGAGGUGAAGUUCCUCACAAUUCUGUGUGUGAGGAACAGGAACCAUCUGCUUAAAGUGUUUGACGAGUAUAAGAAGGUGUCUGGGCGGGACAUUGAGGACAGCAUUAAGAGAGAGAUGUCUGGUUGUCUGGAGGAUGUCUUUCUGGCCAUAGUGAAAUGCAUCAGAAACAAGCCGGCGUUUUUUGCAGAGCGUCUGUACAAAUCCAUGAAGGGCCUAGGUACUACAGACAGCAUUCUGAUCAGAAUCAUGGUGGCCCGAGCUGAAAUUGACAUGAUGGACAUCAAAGCUGAGUUUAACAAAAUGUAUGGAAAGACUCUCCACUCCUUCAUCAAGGGGGACACAUCAGGUGACUACCGCAAGAUCCUACUGGAGCUGUGUGGUGGCGAUAACUAGAGGGUCACCUGGAGGCUGUUGAAGUCCGUGGCGGCCAUUAGUGCUCCAGCUGAGAGUUGACCACCACCACCACCCCCCCACCCCCGGUUUUCACAGAUCCGCCAAAGCUUUUUUUUUUUUUACAUGUUUUUAUAAUACCAGUUAUACUAAACUAUGUGAUAUUUUGUACUGAAAGGCUUCUGUGAUGUAAUGAUAUAUUUUUUUCCACAAGAGUGUGUCAAAAAAAAAAAGCUAACAGAAAUGGCCAUUGUUAGUGUCCUCUAACAUCCUCUCAUUUCAAUAAACAUAGUUUUCAUCUCCA
Clupea harengus (Atlantic herring) is the source of this 1424-nucleotide messenger RNA. RefSeq names its product annexin A4 (gene anxa4). The record is from RefSeq and is a predicted model, not a curated record. Gene Ontology annotation, molecular function: calcium ion binding; calcium-dependent phospholipid binding; phosphatidylserine binding. Lineage: Eukaryota; Metazoa; Chordata; Actinopteri; Clupeiformes; Clupeidae. Gene Ontology annotation, cellular component: nucleus; vesicle membrane; plasma membrane.